AUGAAUCAGAGCUUGGAAUCGGAAGCUAUUGAAGCUGGGGGCAGCAUGAAGAGGCAGUGUUCCCUGUCCUUGGACAUUAUCAGCAGUCUACCAAACUCUCUCCUUGGCCAUAUCCUCUCCUCUCUUCCAACCCGGGACUCUGUGGCAACAAGCGUUUUGUCCAGCAGGUGGAGGCCUCUCUGGACUCUCGUCCCAGUUCUUCACUCGGACCAGAGAGAACUUUGUAGAACACCUGAUCAGCCUUUUAGUUACGCGGAAAUAGUGUCCAGGAUCUUGAUUCUUCGCAAUACUGUUCUCAAUCCUACUCCCAUACACAAGUUGCGGAUCUAUUGGCUCAAAAAUUGUCUUCCACUCCAUGUCGACACAUGGAUCUGCGACACUUUUUGGAAUGGUGUGCAAGAGCUUGAUCUCACCAUACAUAUUUCGAAUCGACUUUUGCAGCUGCCACAUAGUCUCUUCUUUUGUACAUCAUUAGUGGUUCUCAAAUUGAAAGGUGAAUUUCUUCUCAAUCCUCCUCCUGAAAUUCAAGGGCUCCCUAGUCUCAGGAUUCUGAAACUUGAAUGUGUUAGAUUUGUCAACCGCAACUCUCUCCUCAAACUCCUUGCUGCCUGCCCGGUCCUCCAAGAUUUCUUCCUCAAAGUGCAUGAUAAAGAUGUGACAAAUUUGGACAAAAAUGCUGGCAAGUUCAAUAUUGUUGUACUCAUACCUACGCUGAAAAACUUACAUCUACGUGUUCUGUUUUCAUCAUACAAACUCCAUAUUAACACCCCGGUACUCGAGUACUUUCAUUUCAAAGGUAAUUUGGACGAGGUUGUGUUGGAAAACCUUCCCAACUUGGUUAAAUCAGUCCUUCAUAUUGAGAUAGGACCUGACAGUCUCAAAGGUAUAAGUUUUACAGAUUAUUUGAAGAGGAGAUGGGACUUCUUGGGACGGCUCUAUAAUGUUAACUCCAUGGAAUUGCGCAUAGUAACCGCAGAGGGAUAA
Messenger RNA from Quercus lobata, 984 nucleotides. RefSeq names its product FBD-associated F-box protein At5g60610-like. The record is from RefSeq and is a predicted model, not a curated record. Gene Ontology annotation, molecular function: protein binding. Bases 1 to 984 code for a protein of 327 amino acids. NCBI's taxonomy places the organism in Eukaryota, Viridiplantae, Streptophyta, Magnoliopsida, Fagales, Fagaceae. The transcript has 2 exons.